AUGGCUGAGGCAAUGGUAGUUUGCAACGGGGUGAGGCGUUUGGGGUUGGCUGUGGGUGUGAUGGCUCUGUUUCAGAGAUGGGUUGUGCGAUGGGUUAGGGUUUGCAGAGAUGCGUUGUGCGUUGGGGAUUGCAGAGAUGGGUUAUGCGAUGGCUCUGUUUCAAAGGGGAUGGGGUGUGCGGUGGAGCUUUUUGUAAAUUUGAUGGGGUGUGUUUGCAAGAGGAGGGAAUUUUCGAUGGGUGGGGCUUGA
Prunus armeniaca (apricot) is the source of this 249-nucleotide messenger RNA. NCBI's taxonomy places the organism in Eukaryota, Viridiplantae, Streptophyta, Magnoliopsida, Rosales, Rosaceae. The record is from the annotation of a GenBank genome assembly.